Penicillium mononematosum is the source of this 711-nucleotide messenger RNA. RefSeq names its product Haloacid dehalogenase type II. The transcript has a single exon. The record is from RefSeq and is a predicted model, not a curated record. Bases 1 to 711 code for a protein of 236 amino acids. Gene Ontology annotation, molecular function: hydrolase activity, acting on halide bonds, in C-halide compounds. NCBI's taxonomy places the organism in Eukaryota, Fungi, Ascomycota, Eurotiomycetes, Eurotiales, Aspergillaceae.
AUGUCCCAAUCGAAAAUCAAAGCAGUCUUUUUCGACUUCAUGGGAACAUGCCUCGACUGGCAUAGUAGCGUAAUGCAAGCACUACCCACUGCAAUCCCGAAAGACGAAGCAUCAAAAUUUGCCCUGGAAUGGCGCAGGCAAUAUUUCUUGGAAAACAGCAAGCGCGUCAGCGAAAACCUCCACCCAGAAGACAUCGAUAUCACCCUUGCCCGCACCCUGGACGCCCUUCUCGACCAGUCACCCGACCACAAACCGCAUUUUGACGCCGAGACUAGAAAUCAAGUUAUCGAAGCAUGGCACUCGCAGAAAGCAUGGCCCGAAGUUUCACAUGCAAUCAAGAGUCUUCAACAAGAUCUCGGUCUGGAAGUCUUCGUCCAUGCGAAUGGUACAACACGGCUCCAGUUAGACUUGACUCGGUCUUCCGGAUUGGAGUUUGACAUGCUGUUUUCUAGCCAGUUGCUGGGUGCUUACAAGCCUCGCCCGGAGGCUUAUCAGAAGGGGUUGGAGCUUGUGAAGCUUCGGCCCGAGGAGGUGGUUUUGGUUGCGGCGCAUGCGUAUGAUUUGCGGGGCGCGCAGAAGUGCGGACUAAGGACUGUCUAUGUUCAUCGCUGGACUGAUGAUAUUGAUGAAGAUAUGGAGGUGGUCAAGACUGAGUUUGACGUCUUUUUGGAGAAUAUGGAUGACCUUGCUGGUGCCAUUCGGGAAUUGUGA